Molecule: messenger RNA, 525 nt
Organism: Plasmodium fragile
Lineage: Eukaryota; Apicomplexa; Aconoidasida; Haemosporida; Plasmodiidae
Exons: 6
Coding region: 1-525 (174 amino acids)
Source: RefSeq, a predicted model, not a curated record
AUGGAUGCUCAUCUGUAUUGCAUAAGUGUGGCAAAGGUAUCGAAGGGGUUAGUUCUCGAGCGAGAAGGAGGAAAUAUAAAAUUUUACAAUGUCGAAUAUCAUUACAAAAUGAUGAAAAAAAUGAAUAGCAUUGGAGACAUAAAGGUUAAUGAAAUUUUCUGUGUGAUAUUCUCCAACGACCUUGAAUACAUCCAGAGCAAAAAUAUAGCCGAAAUACUUGAGGGACUCUUAGGUUACGUUUAUUUCGAAAAGCCGCAAAACGUAGUGGAGUCAUUGAUUGGACAGCUGAAAAAAUUAGAGAGGAAACAUAACGAGAAAAAAGUGUUCGAUGCGGAAGACAUAAAGGCAGUGUACAACUUUUUAAAUUUACAAAAUGAGAAAUGUAUAUCUAGAGAAAAGUGCAUUCUAGGCCUGAGUCAAUUCGUGCUGAACAAUAAACAGAGGGAGUUUAUGGAAAGUGCAAAAAUCGGCAGCGACGUCGACCUAGAAGUUUUCACUUCCUACGCGUUAGAAAAUAAAAAGUGA